AGAUAGAGAAGAACAUCCCAAAUCCUAAAGCCCUAGAUUUGCAAGGAAACCCAUAAGAUUUAUCGACACUUCCCUUUUUCAAGUGAAGGGUAGCUCUUGCAGACGACCAAAAACACAUCAGCUCAUCGUUGAAUGGAGGGGGAAUUGGAUUGAUUGAGGAAGGAAAUAUAAUGAUUCUGGAGAUAUAAUGAUUGGGAUGUCAUUGAAUGGUCUACGUACAGGCCUAAGUACUUUUGGAUCGUUACAACCUGCAGCAGCUGGUAAUGGCGGGCUGCAGGCUAACAAUGGUUACAUGAUCAAAAGGGUAUCAUCAAAAGAGAAGGAAAAGCGGCUUACCCAUAUUCUCCGUUUCAGAGGACGAAAGGAAAGUGGAAUGUUAAUAUUAUUUCUAAUUGCUACUUAUGCUUCGUUGACAGGUUUCUUUACUGUUUUCUAUAGAGGUGCAUCAGAAAGUGGUGGUUCCUACUUUGACCUGUCAAUUCACAAUUUUGAUUCUUCAAAGAUAACAACUUCUGUUAUCAUGUGUGAAGAAGAAAACAUUCAGUCUUCUGCCCUUGUAGUAAAGGCUGCUGAUUCGCUUCCUAAUCUGGAAAAUCCAUGUCAACAUUUCGUCUUUCCUCCUCCCCCUCCUCCCGGUGAUAGAAGAAGGCGAAUUGGACCACGACCAUGUCCGGUAUGUUAUGUACCUGUGGAGCAGGCUAUGGCCAUAAUGCCUAGGUCUCCAUCAGUAUCACCUGUGCUAAAACACUUAACUUACUUUCACCAAGACCAUUCAAUUAAUGAAGCACUGCAUGGAAGAUUGAACUUUGGUGGAUAUCCUUCUUUAAAGCAGAGGAAUGAUUCCUUCAACAUAAAGGAGUCCAUGACUGUGCAUUGUGGAUUUAUGAAAGGAUGUAGACCUGGUUCACAUACUGGUUUUGAUAUCAAUGAAAAUGAUAUUAGAGAGUUACAGAAGUUUCAUGAGGUUAUUGUUGCUUCGGCCAUUUUUGGAAACUAUGAUAUAAUCCAGCAACCUAAGAACAUUGGUGAAUAUUCAAGGAAAAAUACACCCUUUUACAUGUUUAUAGAUGAGACAACAGAAGAAUAUAUGAAAAACUCUAGUAUUUUGGACAGUAAAAUGAGAGUUGGUUUAUGGAGAAUUAUAGUUGUUCAUAACAUUCCCUAUGCCGAUGCAAGGCGAAAUGGAAAGGUCCCGAAAUUGCUGCUACAUAGACUUUUUCCUAAUAUAAGAUAUUCUGUAUGGAUAGAUGCAAAGCUUCGGCUUAUUGUGGACCCAUAUCAACUUUUGGAAAGGUUCUUGUGGCGUCAAAAUGCUACAUUUGCUAUUUCAAAGCAUUAUAAACGAUUUGAUGUGUUCCAAGAAGCUGAAGCUAAUAAAGCUGCAAGAAAGUAUGAUAAUUUCUCCAUAGAUUACCAGGUUGAGUUUUAUAAGAAGGAAGGUUUGACACCUUAUUCGGAGGCUAAGCUUCCUAUAAUUAGUGAUGUUCCAGAAGGCUGCGUGAUUAUAAGGGAACACAUUCCCAUAACAAAUCUGUUCACAUGUCUCUGGUUCAAUGAAGUAGAUCGUUUUACGUCAAGGGAUCAGUUGAGCUUCUCCAUAGUGCGCGACAAAAUGAUGGCACAAGUUAAUUGGAACAUCAAUAUGUUUAUGGAUUGUGAAAGAAGGAAUUUUGUUAUACAGGGUUACCAUAGGGAUCUUUUGGAGCAACUGUCUCCUCCAUCACCGCCGCCUGCCACUUUUAGAAUGCAUCCACCACCAGCUUCAAACCGAAAGACCACAAAGAAUCCUGUGAAGACGACUCCAGUUAGACGAGGAAGGGGCAAAAGGUCAGGUUCAAAGCAUCGUAGGAAAGUUGUCACUGGAAAUAGGGACUCAAUUUAAUGCAAUGCCAAUGUUUUUUUUUUCUAUUUUAUUGCGGAUAGGAAAGAUUUUUUUAAUUUUUUAUUUUUACAGUUAGUUAGUAGGUAGGAUCAUUUUUUGAGAUAAGUAACACACCAUGGUUAGAAAAAGACUAUAGUGUUCCAAUUUUAGCCAGGAAUUUAUAUGA
This is a messenger RNA of Impatiens glandulifera, 2048 nucleotides long. Its product is annotated as probable hexosyltransferase MUCI70. NCBI's taxonomy places the organism in Eukaryota, Viridiplantae, Streptophyta, Magnoliopsida, Ericales, Balsaminaceae. The transcript is spliced from 10 exons. The coding region runs from base 188 to 1882 and encodes 564 amino acids. The record is from RefSeq and is a predicted model, not a curated record.